CCACUAAUAUUCUGUUCUGUGCGUGGCCAGAGGCUGGGUGGCUGUGUAUGAGCAGGUCCCGGCUCAUGUGUAGAAGAGGGUAGGAGGGUGACGAUAAAUAAGGGAAUGUCCGCUUCAGUGUGGUGUGGAGCACCUUUAAGGAGAGAAAACAGGAAGGGGCCUAGCUCAGCCUGGGGUGGGGAUCAGGGGAGCUUCGUAAAGGUGCUGCAAGGGCUGAAUCUUGAAAGAUCAGUUGGAUGUCUCUGGCUAAGAAUUUUGGAACCACAGCAGCCAGGUCAUGAGGAGGGGCCAGCUUGGUGGGGGAGGGCCUAGAGGACCAAGUGGACAUAAACACCAUGCACGUGACCCGGAGUCGCUGGGAGAGGGGAUGGCCCUCUCAUGGAAGGCUGAGUCUGCAGGGGGUGCUCCCAGAGGGAGGCCCAGGUCCUGAGACGUGGAGGCAGGGCUCCCAGUGUGCACAGACAGAGCAAAGGUGCACAGGGUUUCCUCGGCUCUGAUUGGCCUGCAGCCCAGACCCAGGAGAGACCUGGAGAAAGGAGAUGCUCAGAAGAGCCAGCCCACCUGAAAGGCAGCAGUCACAGUGGCAGUGAGGCUGCGGUGAGGCUGUGGUCGGUAGCACAGGAUGCCCCAGGCCUUGGAGCGGGCAGACGGCGGCUGGGCCUGGGUGGUACUGCUGGCCGCAGUGGUGACCCAGGGCCUCACCCUGGGCUUCCCCACAUGCAUUGGCGUCUUCUUCACGGAACUGCAGCAUGACUUCCAGGCCAGCAACAGCGAGACCUCCUGGUUCCCCUCCGUGCAGAUAGCUGUGCUUCACGCUGGCGGGCCCCUGUGCAGCGUCCUGGUGGAGCGCUUUGGCUGCCGAGUGACCGCGAUGCUGGGGGGCGUGCUGGCCAGCCUGGGCAUGGUGGCCGGCUCCUUCUCCCGCACCCUCAGCCAGCUCUACCUCACGGCAGGAUUCAUCACAGGCCUGGGCAUGUGCUUCAGCUUCCAGUCCAACAUAACGGUGAUGGGACUCUACUUCAUCCGCCGGCGGGCGCUGGCCAACGCACUGGCCUCAGUGGGCGUCUCCCUCGGCAUCACACUCUGGCCGCUGCUGUCUCUCUACCUGCUCGAGGACCUGGGCUGGAGAGGAGCCUUCCUUGUCUUCGGCGGGGUCCUUCUCCACUGCUGCGUCUGUGGGGCCAUCCUGAGGCCUGUGGCCACUAACAGGGCCCUUGAGACCAGAGAAGUUCCCCUUCCUCCUCCCAAGACGCCUGCCCUGAGCUGUCUGGCAGUAUGUGGCCGCACCAUCCAGCGCCACCUGGCCUUCGACAUCCUGCGGCACAACGUGCGCUACUGCGUCUUCACGCUGGGUGUGACAUGGAUGAUCGUGGGCUUCCCGCUGCCACAUGUCUUCCUGGUGCCAUACGCCAUGUGGCAUGGUGUGGAUGAGGAGCGGGCAGCCCUGCUCAUCUCCAUCAUUGGCCUUAGCAACAUCUUCCUGCGGCCCCUGGCCGGGCUGGUGGCGAGCCAGCGGGCCUUUGCCAGCCAUCGCAAAUACCUGUUCUGCCUGGCAGCCCUGCUCAACGGGCUCACCAACCUGGUGUGCACAGUGUCAGCCGACUUCCGGGUGCUAGUGGGCUACUGCCUGGUGUACAGCGUGUCCAUGAGUGGCAUUGGUGCCCUCAUGUUCCAGGUCCUCAUGGACCUUGUCCCCAUGGAUCGAUUCCCCAGCGCCUUGGGCCUCUUCGCCACCAUGGAAGGCAUCGCUGUCCUCAUCUCCCCGCCGCUGGCUGGGUUCCUCCUGGACACCACCAACAACUUCAGCUACAUUUUCUACAUGUCAAGCUUCUUCCUCAUUUCAGCUGCCCUCUUCAUGGCUGGCAGCUUCUACUUCUUGCAGAAGAAGGAGCAGCAAGGCAGGCAGGCUAAGGAGGAAGGAGCCGGAGUGGAGGCUGUCCCAGAGUGGGGUCAUACCUUGGAAGGCCAAGACGGUCCCAAGAAGCAGCUGUACCCUGAGAUCAUAUAUGUGACCAGCGUCUGAGCUCAGAGGUCAGUGAGUGACCACAGUCUCAGCCCAGGAGUGGGACCUCCAGCUGCUUCACCAGGGGCUGGGGUGAAGGGUGGCCUCAGGAAGCCUGGAUCUUAGGCUGUCCAGGCUCUACAAGUUGGGACUCAGCUAGGAGCUGGGACUAUGGAGGCAGCCUCUAAACACUCAGGGUUCCUCCAGCCAGCAGAAUCCAGGAGCAGCCCUCCCUACUGUUCUCAGACAGCAAGGGACCCUGGAACCUUGGUGGGGAAGGUUAAUGCUGGGGUCGGGGGAAGCCAGACAUUUGACUGACCAGGUCAGGAAGGCUUGCUAGGCAGCCUGAAGACUGCUGUGGAAUGAGGCUGCUUCUGUGACAAAAGCCCAUCUGCUCCCCUUCCUGUCCUCCUGAGGUCCCCCUUCUCCCUGCCCUGUUAGAGGUGUCAGCCCUGGGGUAAGUUGCAGGCUAUGCCAGCUGCCAGUCCAGUCUGCUUCCUGUUGGGCCGACACUGGGGCCUGGAGGUCAGAGCUCCCCCAAUACCGGUCAUCACCCAAGGACUGGCUGUCAUCAGCCCAGGCCUGUCCCAGCAGGGUACCAAGGGAAUGGGAAAACAGAGUGUGUUUGAAUUAAACACAAAAAUGUUCCCUGCAGCAGGUCAUAAACUCUGUGAACUAAUAAACUUGGGAAACAGG
This is a messenger RNA of Propithecus coquereli (Coquerel's sifaka), 2698 nucleotides long. It is a transcript of the gene SLC16A5, whose product is annotated as solute carrier family 16 (monocarboxylate transporter), member 5. The transcript is spliced from 5 exons. The record is from RefSeq and is a predicted model, not a curated record. Gene Ontology annotation, biological process: monocarboxylic acid transport; transmembrane transport. The coding region runs from base 623 to 2023 and encodes 466 amino acids. Gene Ontology annotation, molecular function: monocarboxylic acid transmembrane transporter activity. NCBI's taxonomy places the organism in Eukaryota, Metazoa, Chordata, Mammalia, Primates, Indriidae. Gene Ontology annotation, cellular component: membrane.